This is a messenger RNA of Chrysoperla carnea, 875 nucleotides long. RefSeq lists its product as uncharacterized. The transcript is spliced from 8 exons. Bases 102 to 863 code for a protein of 253 amino acids. The record is from RefSeq and is a predicted model, not a curated record. Lineage: Eukaryota; Metazoa; Arthropoda; Insecta; Neuroptera; Chrysopidae.
AAAAAAUCUUAUUUUUAGUGAAUCUUUUAAUUAAAAUAUUUUUUUGGUUUGUUAAAACAGAGUCACGGUUACGAAAUUGAGUUUUUUUUUUAAUUUUUAAAAUGAAGUAUUAUUUAAUUAAUUGUGUAAUAUUAUUAUUUUUUAUUACGCAGAAUGUUUUUACUCUGCCAACUUUCGAUGAUGCAGGAGAUGAAUUAAUUCAGUAUGAUACUCGUAUGAAACGUGACACAGACUAUGACUCUGGCUCAAGCGAAGAAAAAGGCAAUAAGAAAAACUCUGAUAAUGGCUCGUCGUCAAGUAGUGAAGAACCAGAGAAAAAAGAAUCCACUUAUGAAAAACAAAAGAAAGAUAUAGAAGCUCUCGAACAAAAAAUUAAAGAAGCCCGUGAAAAGUUAGCACAAAAAAAUAAAAUUUCAGCAACUGGCAAAACAAAUUCAGAUGUUUUUGUAUUUACGCCACCCGGUUUUACAACAACUGAAGCACCCACAAAACAAUCAUUAUUUGAAAAACAAAAACAAGCUAUGGAAAAAUUGAGUCAAGCUUUAAAAGAUGCAAUGAAACAGUACGAAGAAAAUUUGAAAAAAGAAAAAGAAAAUAAAGAAAAAGAUACAGCAACUUUGGGUAGUACUUCAAAUGUUCAAAAACGUUCAAUAGUUAAUCUUUACGAUUUACGUAAUCAGCUUGUGGAACGUAUGGAAGAAAUCCGUGCUAAAAGAGCAGUUAAUCGUGAAAAACGUGCAAGUGUACGCAGUUUAAGUGGAUCAAAAAGCGAUCAAGAACUUUUACAAUUAUUGAAUGAUAUCCAAACAUUAUCUGAACGUGUUCGUUCCGUUCGAUCAAGGAUUGAAGAAAAUCGAAAAUAAAUACAGAAAGAC